AUGGCCUCCCGCUACCUCACCACCCCCGCCUUCCCCGACGUCCAGGUCCCGAAGCCUCGCCUCUCUCCGCGGAAGUACCUCGAGCGCCGGAUCAUCCGUGCGUGGAAGCACUUCAGCCAGGCGACGCGCAAGCAGCCGCGCGCGUCGGUCCUCCCCGACGACUUCGUCCUCCUCACCGCGCGCCGCCGCAGCGUCCGCUUCACCUGA
Molecule: messenger RNA, 207 nt
Organism: Fomitopsis serialis
Lineage: Eukaryota; Fungi; Basidiomycota; Agaricomycetes; Polyporales; Fomitopsidaceae
Exons: 2
Coding region: 1-207 (68 amino acids)
Source: RefSeq, a predicted model, not a curated record